CAUGACACGUAUUCAUCGUAUCAUUUUGUGUUUUUUAAGCAAAAUUAUCAAGAUGUUACAAACAUUUGUUUUCGAUUAAUUUCAGUGGAAGGUCUGCUUGGCAUAGUGUUGUAUAUAUUAAGCGCUGUGUUUAAUGUAUUGACCUCACUAGUUGCACAGAAGGCAAGGUUCAUAGAACUUUUCGGCACAGAACUUGCAGAUGUCUACCUACGUGAUGAUAACCUCGAGCCGUGCUAUUUAGCGAAUCCCUUUUACUUCGCCACUGUAGCCGAGCAAUCGGUCACUACUCAUUAUGUCAACUUGGCUCCCCAAUGGAAAUCUGUCACUGAGAGCUUGGAGAGUUUGCAACAAGGAGUGCAAAACUACGUAAACCAGGGCCAGAAUUCAUUGACGGUGUACUCCGGCACUAUUGGUGUUCUCACGCUACCCACGAGCUUGGGCAGUUCCCGGGCCUUGUACCUGGUCACGUUUUUGGGCUCAAACGUGUGUCCAGUUCCCCAGUACUUCUACAAGGUGGUGAUAGCUGAUCAUGGACCUCUGGUAUUCCUCAUAUCAAAUUCUAUAGCCGCUGUGCCAAGUGGCGUACCGUUUUACUGCACUGAUUUGGGCAGCGACGCCCAUUCUGGUAUCAGCUGGAACCGUAAAAGAUCCUUUGACCUGUGCUGUGACUUCGAGGAAUUUCAGAAAAAAGUUAGCUAUUUACAACUCUAACUACCUAAGUAUGCAUAAGUCAUUUAAACAAAAAAUCAUAAUCAAUCAUUUUACAUAUAAUUGAUGCUAUAUAAGUAUUUAUUCAUUAUAUUUUGUAUAAGUUCUUUGAAAUCCUUGUGAUUAUUUUGGUAUCUGUACAAAGUACACCAUUGUUAUAUAAAUUUAUUAAAAUAUGUAUUAUUUAUCAAUAUCAUUUUGUGUGCAAUAAAUAUAUGUUUUAUAAAAA
This is a messenger RNA of Manduca sexta (tobacco hornworm), 937 nucleotides long. RefSeq lists its product as uncharacterized. Gene Ontology annotation, cellular component: mitochondrial inner membrane; nucleus. Gene Ontology annotation, molecular function: RNA endonuclease activity; single-stranded DNA endonuclease activity; nucleic acid binding. The record is from RefSeq and is a predicted model, not a curated record. Gene Ontology annotation, biological process: apoptotic DNA fragmentation. The transcript is spliced from 4 exons. The annotation marks the transcript as partial. NCBI's taxonomy places the organism in Eukaryota, Metazoa, Arthropoda, Insecta, Lepidoptera, Sphingidae.